Messenger RNA from Quercus robur (English oak), 597 nucleotides. RefSeq lists its product as uncharacterized. The record is from RefSeq and is a predicted model, not a curated record. The coding region runs from base 1 to 597 and encodes 198 amino acids. NCBI's taxonomy places the organism in Eukaryota, Viridiplantae, Streptophyta, Magnoliopsida, Fagales, Fagaceae. The transcript is spliced from 6 exons.
AUGAAGUUCCAAUCAGCUAAAGCUAUUCAAGAGACGAUUCUGAGUUCCAAGUACUCCAUUAGAGACCAGUAUUCUAAAAUGGAUGAGACCUCAAAAAACAUGCAUUUAUCCCAAGAAAGAAACCAAUGUGGUGUAGUUUAUGAUAUGCAUAGGAAUGCUGUGAUUUUGGUAUGUCUUCGCAUGUUGAUCCGUAGGUUUGUUUACGGGAAUGUCAGCAAGGAUGACAUUCAUAAACUAUUUCCCACUGAAGUAUUGCCUGAACUACAAAGACUAUUGACGCUUCUGCUACAAAAGUUUCAACGAGAAUGGCGGGAUGAUUUACUCAAGGAUCAGGUUACUUUGCCCCGGUUGAAGGCAAUGACAUGGGACAGGGCAAAUCAGGAUGCUGAAUCAAUAGACCCUGUGGCUGUUAUCAAUUUGAAGCUUCAAAAUGAUGCACAGUCUCACUCAGGAGAAUUGGAUAUGAAGUUCCAAUUAGCUCAAGAUACUCUAGAGAUGAUGCUGAGUUCCAUGUACUCUAUAAGAGACCAGUUGCCUAACAUGAUUAGUGAUGAGACCUCAACCAGGCAUUUAUCCCAAGAAACCAAUGUGAUGUAG